This is a messenger RNA of Monoraphidium neglectum, 747 nucleotides long. RefSeq lists its product as hypothetical. The transcript has 4 exons. Bases 1 to 747 code for a protein of 248 amino acids. The record is from RefSeq and is a predicted model, not a curated record. NCBI's taxonomy places the organism in Eukaryota, Viridiplantae, Chlorophyta, Chlorophyceae, Sphaeropleales, Selenastraceae.
AUGUCUUACACAUGGACUACGCCGACCAAGACCGUGUGGCCGGCCAGCCUCACUUACACGGCCACCGAGAAGGGCACGGCGUACUUCUCGGUGACGGUCACGCGCCAGGCCAGCGUCACCGCCGGGCAGCUUCAGGGCAGCGUCCUAGUCACCCGCGCGAGCGCUGACCUGUCGGGCCCUGCAGACAAGGUCCUCACCGUCAAUACGCCCUCCGUCGAGCUGUGGCAGGUCAACGGUUACGGUGCGUCCCUCGCGCGCGUGUCGUCGGCGGCCUGCAUCUUUGACGGCGGCGCGGCGACGGCCAACCUCAACGCCCCGGGGUCGGCGGCGAGGUGCACCUACACUUUUUCGCCGCCGUUUGCAUACGACCCCGAGCUAACGUCGGAGCUGAGGAUAUCGUCGAUCACUUUCGGCGGCGGCGUCACGGCUGCCAGCGGCUUCCUGCCGUUUGGAAUUGACGCCUGGGGAAUCUCCACCGGCGCCACCUCUCGCUGCGUGUCGGUUACAGACACCUUCAACUUCCCCACGAGCGCGGACAGGCCGACCCCAUACAGCGUCGGAAACGUCAUCUGCACGACCACCCAGAGUGACUACCAGGGCAGGCCCCCAACCGCGCCCAGCUCUGGCCUGGAAGUGUGUGUCACCACGACGUUCAAGUACAGCUGCACCUUCCCCUCGACCACGUGCCUGGCCGCGGGCAUCACCGGUUACACGGUGAGCGGGCCGGCGGUGACGCGUGGCGGGUGA